Messenger RNA from Quercus robur (English oak), 729 nucleotides. RefSeq lists its product as uncharacterized. The coding region runs from base 1 to 729 and encodes 242 amino acids. Lineage: Eukaryota; Viridiplantae; Streptophyta; Magnoliopsida; Fagales; Fagaceae. The record is from RefSeq and is a predicted model, not a curated record. The transcript has a single exon.
AUGGACGCUAUAAGCCGAGCAUUGCACAAAGCUACUCGAUCACCGUUCUCAGGAGAGAUCGAAUGGGCAUUGAUGCCGAGCAGAUUUACCAUACCUCCAUUUAUUUCUUAUGAUGGGAAGAUAGACCCUGUAGAACAUGUAAGCCAUUAUAUCCAGAUGAUGUCUUUGUAUAGCCAUAAUGAUGCGUUAAUGUGUAGGGUGUUUUCCUCUAGUCUCGGGCCCACUACUCUGAAGUGGUUCAAUGGGUUGAGGAAGGGCUCGAUUCAUAGUUUUAGAGAUCUGAUUCAAGAGUUUAGGGUUUGGUUUAUAACCUGUACCAGGUACCAAUAUCAGUGGACGUAUUUGCUAUCUAUGAAGAUGGGAGCCGAGGAAACCCUUCAAAGUUACACUAGCAGGUACUGGGAACUGUAUAACGAGAUCAGUGGGGGUAAUGAAAAAAUGGCAGCAAGCACUUUUUGGUUGGGAUUUCCCGAGGACUCUGAAUUACGAGAUUCACUGACGAAGAGGCCUCCCAAGGAUAUGAGACAAUUAAUGAGGGGUAUUGAGGAGUACAAGAGGUUAGAGGAUGAUCGGCAACAGAGCAAGGGGAAGGCACUGGUCACUAAAGAGUUCCGACAAAGGGGUUUUCAGCCAAGACCCAAAAUGGACCUAAGGAUUCAAGAACCUGGCGCUCAGGCAGGGGAAGUAAACAUGACGUUCAAGGAGCCCGUGCACAAAAUUCUGGACUGA